Messenger RNA from Astrephomene gubernaculifera, 577 nucleotides. Lineage: Eukaryota; Viridiplantae; Chlorophyta; Chlorophyceae; Chlamydomonadales; Astrephomenaceae. The record is from the annotation of a GenBank genome assembly.
CCAGCAGCGGUGCUGUGCUGCUGCUGGAGGUGGCCUGUCGUCAUCAACAGCAGCUGCAGGCAGGCGCUGCGCAUCAGGUAGCGGUAGCGGGGACUGGCGCAGCAGCAGCAGCCACGGCACCAGGUCAGGGCGCCGCGGGGCCAUCCGUGAUGGUGGCGGGGGCCGGAGAGCCGGAGCCGGUAGGUCAGCUGCUGCGGCAUGGGGCGGCGGAGGCGGCAUGGAGCGCAGCGGUGGUGGCGGCGGCGCGCCUGCCCGGGGAGGUCUUCUCCUCACCGCUGGUGCUGCCUGCUGCCGCUGCUGCUGCGGAGAAGGAGGAGGAGGGAGGUGGACCGCUGGGGGCACACGCGGGGAGCCAGGUGCCUCCCUUCGGAGCCACCUCCAUCUCCACCUCCUCCGCCACGGAUGGCCCGCUGGAGCAGCACCCCAGCAGGCGGCCCCCCCGGGGGGCGGCUGUGUGCGUGUUUGUGGGCUGCCGGGACGACUGCGUGUAUGCACUGGAGGUGCGCUGCUAGCGGUUGGCGGUUGUGAGCGGCUAGCGGCUGCCUAACAACGCGUGGAAGAGUUGUAAUGAAACACG